AUGACACUGGUGGAUUUGAAUACUGAUUCGCUGAUUUCCAAUGAGAUUUAUGAUGCUUCUGUUGAAAUGGUGAGUUUAAUUGAUACCCCUAGAGCUAAACCGAGUCUUAGUUGUGUUUAUGAUAUGGUUAAUGAAUUGCUGACAAUUGAAGACUUGAGUAGUAAAAAUAUUGAACUUCCAAAUGAUUGUCUUGAUUGGAAUCAUGUUGAUGCCAAUUUAGUUACAUCUCUGAAUUCCCUCCGUAGUUCAAAUGCUAGCUGCCUAGUUACUUUCGAUCCGGGCAGAUUGUUAUGCCUAAACAGUCUUAUGGCAGAAAUGGAUUUCGCUGAGUGGGGCACAAGAGUCUGCUUGGACUUAACUGUUGAUUGUACUAGUGUGAAUUCUAGCACUGGUAUUCAGUUAAACUUGUGCGAUGAGGACCCUGAAGUUGGUAAAACGUCUCAUUUUGUGGAUCAAUUGUUGUGUAAAGCUUGGGUUAGAAAUGCAACAUGUUUUAAAGGUGGAACAACUGUUGGCAAAGCCUGUGUAGGAGUUGUGACUCUACUAGACGAAGGGAACUUUGUGUGGUGGAUUGCUUGGUUCAGUUUGGAAAUUGCAACACAGUUGCUGGAAUUGAUAGAGUUUUGGGCAUCAAUUGUGGAAAAUGGUCAUCUACAGUUUAGUUGGGUUCGUUGGAGUUAG
This is a messenger RNA of Oldenlandia corymbosa var. corymbosa, 681 nucleotides long. The record is from the annotation of a GenBank genome assembly. Lineage: Eukaryota; Viridiplantae; Streptophyta; Magnoliopsida; Gentianales; Rubiaceae.